CCAAAAACCCAACUUACCGUCGGUUACGCCUGUCCUCCGGCAACCGGUUACGCUUCUCCUCAACCAACGCCAUCCCACGAUCUUAAGUCAUCAAUUUGCCAAAGAUGAGUGGAAUCGGUUAGGAUCACAAAGGUAUCUCCUUCUUCUUCACUCCGCUACACAAAACCCUAGCUCUACCUUGAAUGUUCUCUCUUAAUUCAACCCCAAACAUUAGCGUUAUUAAUAAUGGGGGAAACCGGCUCCGGAAAGUCUCGCUUGUCUAUCGACCUCGCCUCUCACUUUGCCGGCGUCGAGGUCAUCAACGCCGACUCGAUGCAAGUCUACCAAGGCCUCGACGUCCUCACCAACAAAGUUCCUUUUUUGGAGCGUGACAAUAUAUAUUUCCCUUUCAUAAAGAGAAAAAGGAAGAAGGAGAUCAAGAUCGAGAGAGCAUCAAUGAUUUCUUCAGAUUUGAAUUCCUCUUCCUUCUACAAUAUCUGCUGCUAUGCCCCUGGAGUUGCUGGUAAUCUUUUUUUGCUUUUGUGCUCUUCGUCUCACCAAUACCCACAUUCAGAAGAAUUGUUAUAAUUCGAUCCACCGAGCAGUUCUCAUGAUUGCCUAUGUCUAUGCUCUCUUGAACACCUUGAUUUGCUUAUGGUAUGGGAUUCCUUGUGUUUCCAAUGGUGUGCUCUUGGUUCUGACCGUGAAUUCGAUUUGGGCUGUUUUCCAAUUAGUUUAUGUGACCAUUUUCAUUUUAUUUACCGAUUAUAUAAAAAAGGUACUAUUCUAUCU
Messenger RNA from Asparagus officinalis (garden asparagus), 771 nucleotides. RefSeq names its product tRNA dimethylallyltransferase-like. The coding region runs from base 226 to 567 and encodes 113 amino acids. Gene Ontology annotation, cellular component: mitochondrion. The record is from RefSeq and is a predicted model, not a curated record. Gene Ontology annotation, biological process: tRNA modification. Gene Ontology annotation, molecular function: tRNA dimethylallyltransferase activity. The transcript has 3 exons. Lineage: Eukaryota; Viridiplantae; Streptophyta; Magnoliopsida; Asparagales; Asparagaceae.